Aspergillus fijiensis CBS 313.89 is the source of this 5818-nucleotide messenger RNA. Its product is annotated as putative PHD transcription factor (Rum1). The record is from RefSeq and is a predicted model, not a curated record. Gene Ontology annotation, molecular function: DNA binding; histone demethylase activity. NCBI's taxonomy places the organism in Eukaryota, Fungi, Ascomycota, Eurotiomycetes, Eurotiales, Aspergillaceae. The transcript is spliced from 5 exons. Bases 414 to 5543 code for a protein of 1709 amino acids. Gene Ontology annotation, biological process: chromatin remodeling. Gene Ontology annotation, cellular component: nucleus.
AUUAUCACUCCCUCCCGGUGGGCACGUUACCAGCUUGAUCGACGUCUUGUUCCUUUUCCGAGAUUCUCCACACUAACCCUCCCGGGUUCAUCUCGGCCUUCCCUGGGAACAUCUGCUGGCUACCCUUUCCCUUCCCACCCACUCCCCUCCCCCCAUCAUCAAAUUAUCCUCCUCCACUCUCUUUCUCGACCCUCCCUCCAGUUUUUACCCUCCCGCCCCAUCUUAUCAUCCGAUCUCAAGGAUCUUCGUCCAAACCUCUGCUGACCGCCCUCCUGCUGCUGACAAUCCUCUCCUUCCUCUUGGCCUUGGCCUCCAUCCAUGUGUUUUUCGCAUCGGAUGCUGGCCCCCUUCCGUCCGCGGUAAACCUACGCGCAAAUUCGCCCUCCUCUCGAUCCGCGCCUACGCUGUGAGAGAUGGUGGCUCCGGCCUCAACAGGAGGUCCCUCCGCGGGCAUUCAGCCUUCAGCGAGUCGCCAGCCUACCCGAUCUUCCAGUACCCAUCCUUCGCAUUCUCACAAUGUUCCCUUGAGCGCUCGACGGUCCGCGCCCCUCGAUUUGUCCACGGUAGAGCGGCGCGGCCAGCCCAAUGCCCCCCGAGAACCAACCAAGCGAGUUCGGCCUCAUGGAUUAGAAGAGGCACCAACCUAUCGUCCGACGGAGGAGGAUUUCAAGGACCCUGAAGCAUACAUCCGCAGAAUCGCGCCGGAGGCCAGUAAAUAUGGAAUCUGCAGAAUCAUUCCCCCGGAAAACUGGCAACCGCCCUUCGCUAUAGACACUGAGCGUUUCCAUUUCAAAACCCGUCGACAGGAGCUCAACUCGGUCGAAGGAGGUAUGCCCCCGCGUUCAGCCACGUCUGCCGCCGGUGGAGCUCCGCAGCCCAGUUCUGACCCGGAGCCAGGGACUCGUGCAAACUUGAACUACCUCGAUCAGCUAGCCAAGUUUCACAAGCAACAUGGUACCAACCUCAAUCGUUUCCCCAGCGUCGACAAGCGCCCCCUGGACCUGUACAAACUGAAAAAGGCAGUCGAGGUGCGUGGCGGGUUCGACUCAGUCUGCAAGAUGAAGAAAUGGGCGGAGAUUGGUCGCGAUCUAGGCUACAGUGGCAAAAUCAUGUCGUCCCUCUCCACAUCGCUGAAAAACUCUUAUCAGAGAUGGUUACAGCCGUAUGAGGAAUAUCUACGUGUGGCUAAGCCGGGGGUCCAGCAACAACUGGAGCUUGAGCAUGGUGGUCCAUACACGCCGUCGCCCCACCCGUCGCCUAUGCCCAAGAAACCAGCUCCAUUAGAAAAUGGCACCCCUUCGGCAACGCCGCAGCCGAUAACAAGCGCACCUGUCAUUGCCUCGAGGGAGGUGGAAGCGACUCCAGAGAAACCCACUCCACCAGUUGAGCCUACACCGCCUCGGCCGAUUGCUUCCGGUUUCACUGCGGUUAACACUUCCGGUGGCUUUACUGCCGUCAACCGGUCUCCGUCUUUUGUGGCGGUGAAUAGCGCGCCGGCAGUGAAGCGCGAGGCUGAUAAUGGCUCACUCACUCCCAAGAGUGUAGCCGAACACCCGGGCAAUGGUCACGGCGCUCCGCCCAUGAAGCGCGCGAUCAGCCACGAGAGUGGUUCUCAAACGGAUAGUGGCGAGCUCGAUGCCAAUGGCCGUCGCAGCAAGCGUCUUCGUAAAGACGCGCCUUUGCCAACUGUCUCUGGGUCCCAUAUGAGUCUUCUCCGCCCUGCUCCGCCCCGUCAACGCAAGACGGACAUUCGGAAAAAUGGAGAUAAAUGUGAAGUCUGCGGUAAAUCCGAAGACCGGCCAUCGAUCCUGCUCUGUGAUAGUUGCGAUCAUGGAUAUCACAAGUCCUGCCUCGAUCCGCCUCUCACCACAACUCCCGAGUACGAUUGGCAUUGUCCCAAGUGUCUCGUCGGCACAGGGGAGUUUGGGUUCGAAGAAGGUGGGGUGUAUUCGCUCAAACAGUUCCAAGAAAAGGCGAAUACAUUUAAGCAAAAGUAUUUCGCGUCCAAAAUGCCAUUCGAUCCUGUCCUCAACACUCACAGACGCGAGUCUGAAGAUGAUGUCGAGCGUGAAUUCUGGCGCUUGGUGGAGAGCUUGACAGAAACCGUUGAAGUCGAGUAUGGUGCCGAUAUCCAUUCGACCACCCAUGGAAGUGGUUUUCCUACAAUUGAACGCAACCCUCUCGAUCCAUAUUCGGUUGACCCCUGGAAUCUCAACGUGUUACCAUUCCAUGGGGACUCGCUGUUCCGCCAUAUCAAGUCCGAUAUCUCCGGAAUGACGGUUCCCUGGGUCUACGUUGGUAUGUGCUUCUCGACCUUCUGUUGGCACAAUGAGGAUCACUACGCGUAUUCGGCCAAUUACCAGCACUUUGGUGCCACCAAAACCUGGUAUGGCAUUCCCGGGGCCGAUGCGGAAGCGUUCGAAGACGCCAUGCGGCAAGCAGUACCUGAACUGUUCGAAGGCCAGCCGGAUCUUCUCUUCCAAUUGGUUACCCUGAUGCCACCCGAUCAGCUCAGGAAAGCUGGUGUCAGAGUCUAUGCUCUCGACCAGCGAGCUGGACAGUUUGUCAUCACCUUCCCUCAGGCCUACCAUGCAGGUUUCAACCAUGGGUUCAAUUUCAAUGAAGCCGUCAAUUUCGCUCCGGCUGACUGGGAGCCUUGGGGCGCCAGGGGUGUUUUGCGCCUGCAGGACUUUCGGCGACACCCGUGCUUCUCGCAUGACGAGCUGCUCCUGACAGCUGCCGCCCGCGAUUCGUCUAUCACCACCGCCAAGUGGCUAGCACCAGCUCUGCAGCGUACUUGCGUAAGGGAAUUGAAUGAUCGGGCCGCCUUCGCUGCACGCCAUCGUGAAGCCGCUCCGCACAAAUGCGCCCUGUACUCCGAGGACCCCGCAACUGGCGACUGCCAAUUGAAGUUUGUUGUCGAGGAGGAAGACCUUCCCGAAGAUGACUAUCAAUGCCAUCACUGCAAGGCAUAUACCUAUCUCGCGCAGUUCCGGUGCCGGAAGACGGGGAAAACCGUGUGUUUGCCACACGCCGAAACAUACGACUGUUGCGGAGAAUCACUAGCGCAACGACUACUUGGCCCGGAUCACGUACUGCGUUACCGCAUGAGCGACGAGACCCUGAAGGCCGUGGUGUCGAAAGUCCAGGAACGCGCCAGGAUCCCAGAGGCAUGGGGGGAGAAACUCGACAAGAUCCUAGAAGACGAGCCCAAACCCCAGUUGAAGGUCCUCCAUAACCUACUAAGCGAAGGUGAGAAAAUCCCAUACCAUCUGCCUGGUCUCCCAGAUCUCGCGGCCUUUGUCCAGCGCUGCGAUAAAUGGGUUGAAGAAGCAACCAAUUAUAUUACCCGCAAGCAGCAGAACCGGAGGAAGAACGAGAAGGCGUGGCGCAAGGGUACUUCCAAGGCUGCGCAGCUGGAAGAACGUGAUCGUGAAGUUCGCAGAGUAGAAAACAUCUACGCCCUUCUUACAGAGGCUGAUAAACUGUCGUUCGACUGUCCACAGAUGGCGGCACUGGAAGAGAAGACCCGCGAGAUCGAGCAAUUCCGCCAGGACGUUAACGUUGCCCUCAUGAACCCCCACAUCCGAUCGGCCCAGGAAGUCGAAGAUCUGGUGGAAUCCUCUCGCAAUUUCAACGUGGAAAUACCCGAGGUUGAAAGACUAGAGCACAUCCUCCGACAACUGAAAUGGAAAGAAGACGUGCGCCGCAAGCGCGACCAAAAUUUGACCCUCAAGGACUGCCAGGAGCUGAUUCUCGCCGGCGACCAGUUGAACUUACCAGACACCAACGACCACCUGAUCUACCUCAAGGAACUCGCUCGCCUUGGUGAGGCCUGGGAAGCGAAGGCUAAAGAACUAAUGGCCGUGGAAUCCGUUCACUACCAGCAAUUAGAGGCUCUCUCUGCGCAGGCGUCUCGCUUCCCUGUCUCCCCCGAGACCCUUGCCGCUGUAGAUGCCAUAUUAACCAAACAACGUGAGGCGCAGAAGAGGAUCCAGACACUCUAUGAGAAAAGCAAGGACCCGGAUUACCGGAAUCGUCCCAAAUACAAGGAUGUCCGAGAACUAAUGGAGUCCUUGGAGGGAUUGAACAGUCGGCCGACCGGCGCAAUUGACCUAGAGCGGGAACAAAAGCGCCAUGAAGACUGGAUGCGCAAAGGAAAGAAGCUUUUUGGCAAAGCCAAUGCUCCCCUGCAUAUUCUGAAAUCUCACAUGGAGUAUGUGGAGAAGCGGAAUUCCUAUUGCUUUGAUCUGGAAGAUCGUUGCCGGCCUCCUGUUGAGCCUGCGUCGCGAGACAACAGCCCAGAUGGUCUGCUGGAGAGCAAUCCCGCUCCUAGCAUGUGGGGCGGGGGGAAAUCACGCAAGCGAGAUGUGUUCUGCAUCUGCCGACACUCGGAGGCAGGCAUGAUGAUUGAGUGCGAGGUCUGUCAUGAGUGGUAUCAUGGAAAGUGCUUGAAGAUUGCCCGCGGAAAAGUCAAGGAAUUCGACAAGUACACUUGCCCGAUUUGCGACUGGCGACAGAAGAUCCCUAGGGAUGCUGCUCGUCCGAAGCUAGAGGAUCUCCUCGAGUGGCAAGCCGAGAUCCCUGGUCUGCCGUUCCAACCCGACGAGGAAGAGAUCCUGGACAGUAUCGUCAAUCAAGCAACCACGUUCCGCGACUUCCUCCAGAGCUUUACGAAUGCUGCCUGCACGACUACCGAGGAAGUGCCCACGCUGAUCUUCUACUUGCGCAAAAUCGAGGGCGCGGAAGUUUUGUUGGCGUACGAAACGAACUUCUUCCGUCAGGAGAUCCACAAAUGGGCGCCUGUUGCACCGGAGGCCCCGCCUAUCCUGGAACAGUCACUUUCCACCCGCAAACCUCGGCCGACCAAGCAGCAGAAGAUCAUGGCACAACUUGGCGUGGAGCGACCCGAGGAUCUUCCCCCGCAUCUACGCUCCAAGCAGCCCAACCCAGUCAAACGUAAGUCCAUUGAUAUCACUACGGGUCGGCCUACCCUGCUUCAGGCAUCUCCUGGCGGCGGUGACGGUUCCAAUUCGGAGUCAGGGCCUACCUUGACCAUGGGCGAUCCGCAGAACCCGCCGUAUCCUUUCUCUGCCAGCUACACUCUCUCUGCGUCUGACUCGACGCCGGCUUUUGCGCCGGGAUCCUCGGCUUUCUUGCCCCAUGUCUCCUCGGCAGACUCGCCGUCGUUCCCUCCUCGAUCGCCUCCUCUCCAUCACUCGGGUCUGGAUACGUCUCUGUUCAGCUCCCCGCGGUAUACUCGGGAUCAUCACGACGGCCCUCCUGGGGUUGUUGACUCUCAGGAUCCCUUCGACAGUAGUCCUCGGCAAAACUUGGACGAUGUGUUUGCCGAUCUCACUAACCAGGACACCGAAGGAGAUCAGGAGGCGGAGCCCGAGCCGGAGCCCAUGGAGAACACACAUGCCAACGAGGCACUGGAGGUUCUUGAUGUGAGCAACGGCGAGAGUCAUUCCGAGCUUCCGGAUGACGAGUCUAGUGAUGAUAAAGUCAAUGGCCACGUGGAUGUGGACGACAUCGAAUAAGCGCGCUUUUCCCCCCUCUUCUUCCUCUCUUCUCUCUUCCUUGUUAGAUCCCUUGACCUUGCAUUCAGGCAUUCGGCGGCGUUCCGAAGUUUUCAUCUGGUGGUUUUCUGUGUGUGGUUCAUGAAUGAGUAACGGUGUUGACGUUUCUGGGGUUUGAUUUCGAGUACUACGGUGCUUUAAUACUUUUUGUUAUGGACUCGGUGUAUUAAAAGGACCAGGCGAGCAGGGUCUCAUCCAUGUGUUGUUUGUUUCGUGUUUGUUAUUCAUGGCCUGAG